AUGGCGAUUCUCAUUGCAUGCGUCCUGAUUGUCUUGGCCACCGUCUGGAUUGUGAAGCAGCGAUAUCAGGCCGCAAGGCGGCUGCCGUUACCCCCUGGACCACCUGGACGUUGGCUGUUAGGAAGUGCAAUGCCAAAGUCAUAUGCACCGUUUCAAUUCGCGAAAUGGACAGAACAAUACGGACCUGUGUUCUCGCUCAAACAAGGCCAUAAGAUUUUCGUGAUUAUAGGACGUCAUCAGGCUGCAGUGGAUAUAAUGGAAAAAGAGGGAGCAAAUCUUGCCGACCGCCCAAGUUCUAUUGCAGUCCAAGACACAUUAUCUGGUGGGUUGAGAAUGAUUCUCGAAGGCAGUGGUGAGAGAUUGCGCCGGCUGCGCAGGGCCUUGCAUGCAGGCUUGCAACCCAAGGUUGCAGAGACUUACGAGCCCAUCCAGACUAGACAUUCGAAGAAUCUGGUUCUGGAUAUCUUAAAUGAUCCAAAGAACCACCAAGGUGGUAAUACGAGGAUUUUAGUUAUUCAGCUUCGGUGGUCAUGUCCUUCACAUAUGGAAAAACCUACUCCGACUUCAUACACAGACCCUGAAAUCGUUGCCGUCAAUCGGUGUCUUGCGCAUUUUGGCCAAGCUAUCCAGCCGGGAGCAUACCUUGUGGAUACGUAUCCAAUCCUGCGCUUCAUCCCAGGCUACCUGAGUCAGCUGAAGGCAUGGCACCAAGAAGAACUCGCUCUUUUUAACGGGCAGUUGGACGCUGUGCGAAGACAAAUGCGUGAGGGGACUGCAAAGCCAUCAUUUGCGAGGUUCAUUUUAGAACACCAGAAACAGUACCAGCUCGAAGACAAGCAACUGGGAUAUAUUGCAGGAGGAAUGUUUGCGGCUGGUUCUGAUACGACUGCGUCCGCAAUCACAUUUAUGAUCAUGGCUGCUGCCAUUCACAGGGAUGCGCAGGCUCGUGUACAAGAAGAACUCGAUGACGUCGUGGGGCGUACACGGCUGCCGACGUUUGCUGAUCAGGAAAUGCUGCCGCAGGUUACUGCGUUCAUGCUCGAGAGUCUCAGAUGGAGACCUGUCAAUUUUGGAGGCUUUGCACAUCGUGCGACAAAGGACAUCAUUUGGAACAACUACCUCAUUCCUGCAGGUGCGACUGUGAUUGGGAACCAUUGGGCUAUUGCAAAUGAUCCUGAGGUUUUCCCAGAACCACACAAGUUUAAUCCUCAGCGUUGGAUGGACGAUGCGGGGCGUGUGCGCGGUGAUCUCAAGUUUUUCGCUUUUGGUUUUGGCCGCCGAGUGUGUCCUGGUCAACAUGUCGCGAAUCGGUCCAUCUUCAUCAACACGGCCCUUAUUCUGUGGGCUUUCCGCCUUUCAGAGAAUCCUGCAGCAAAGAUUGACACGCUUGCAAUCUCGGAUACUGCAACCGUACAUGCUGCUCCGUUUGAGGUAUGUUUAGAGAAGAGGAUCGACGAGAAUGUGAUCAGGGAACUAUGCGCACCGGGGCAGUAAAGUCGUUUAUCUAGGAACUUGAAAGUUCUCAUUGUACUCGUAUCAUAUGUGUUGGCGCCGGCGUCCAUCGUCUUUUCACAAUAAUAAAGGCUUUCUUGCCUCUCACCAAAAGCUUUUGACCUUGGUUGUCACGAGUUUUUGUCGAACAUAGCUUUAUUUGUAGUUCAUGCAACACGCGAUGCGUCUUAUCUGAUGUAGUAUACUGUGUUAUGUCGAUUAACCAACAAAAU
This is a messenger RNA of Suillus fuscotomentosus, 1724 nucleotides long. Its product is annotated as cytochrome P450. Lineage: Eukaryota; Fungi; Basidiomycota; Agaricomycetes; Boletales; Suillaceae. Gene Ontology annotation, molecular function: iron ion binding; heme binding; monooxygenase activity. The transcript has 11 exons. The record is from RefSeq and is a predicted model, not a curated record. The coding region runs from base 1 to 1494 and encodes 497 amino acids.